Messenger RNA from Epinephelus fuscoguttatus (brown-marbled grouper), 2469 nucleotides. RefSeq names its product ALG9 alpha-1,2-mannosyltransferase (gene alg9). Bases 9 to 1850 code for a protein of 613 amino acids. Gene Ontology annotation, biological process: protein N-linked glycosylation. Gene Ontology annotation, cellular component: endoplasmic reticulum membrane. Gene Ontology annotation, molecular function: alpha-1,2-mannosyltransferase activity. The transcript has 15 exons. The record is from RefSeq and is a predicted model, not a curated record. NCBI's taxonomy places the organism in Eukaryota, Metazoa, Chordata, Actinopteri, Perciformes, Serranidae.
CGGAAAACAUGGCGGCCAAGGCGCUUCGGCAGCGAACCAGGCGAGGCAGCAGACAAGAUGCAAACAACGUGAACGUCCCCGCCGAGGCGCGGCCACCGAAAGAGGACAAGGGCGGUGAUGACAGUAAAACCACAGAGACCCGACAAGAAUCAAUAAGUCGGGGAGGUCAGGUAUGGGCUCCAGAAGGUUCGACUGCAUUUAAAUGCCUGCUCUCCGCACGCUUCUGCGCAGCUUUGCUCAGCAACAUCUCAGACUGUGAUGAGACGUUCAACUACUGGGAGCCUAUGCACUACCUGCUGUACGGCACAGGGAUGCAAACGUGGGAAUAUUCUCCAUUGUACGCCAUCAGGUCCUACACUUACCUGUGGUUACAUGCUCUGCCUGCUUGUUUACACGCCCAUGUUCUACAGACAAACAAGGUGUUGGUGUUCUACUUUGUACGAUGUGUCUUAGCGUUCUCCUGCUGUGUCUGUGAGCUCUAUUUCUACAAGGCAGUUUGUAAGAAGUUUGGUUUGCAUGUGGGCCGUCUGAUGUUGGCAUUCCUUGUCCUGAGCACGGGAAUGUUCUGCUCAUCUGCAGCAUUCCUGCCUUCCUCUUUCUGUAUGUACACAACGCUGGUUGCCAUGACGGGGUGGUUUCAGGACUCAACUCCGUUAGCCAUCAUGGGUGUGGCUGCUGGCGCCAUCGUUGGAUGGCCAUUCUCCGCUCUGGUCGGGAUUCCGAUCGCCUUCGACCUGCUGGUGUUAAAGAGGCAGUGGAAAAGUUUUAUCACCUGGUCGGCUGUCGCUCUGCUUCUGCUGCUGGUACCCCUCAUGGCAGUAGACUCUUUCUUUUAUGGCAAACUGGUCAUUGCUCCGCUCAAUAUUCUGCUGUAUAACGUCUUCACACCACACGGACCUGAUCUGUAUGGUACAGAGCCGUGGCAUUUCUACUUUGCAAAUGGGAUCCUGAACUUCAACCUGGUGUUUGCUCUGGCACUGUUCUCUCUGCCACUCACAGCUCUCAUGGAGACACUGUUACACAGGUUCAAUGUACAGAACCUGGGCCGUCCAUACUGGCUGACUCUGUCUCCCAUGUACCUGUGGAUGUUGGUUUUCUUCACAAGACCUCAUAAAGAGGAGCGUUUUCUGUUUCCCAUCUACCCUCUCAUCUGCCUCAGCGGAGCAGUAGCCCUCUCCUCUCUACAGAAAUGCUACCACUUCCUGUUCCAGCGGUAUCGACUGGAGCACUACACCGUCUCCUCCAACUGGUUGGCUCUAAGCGCAGUUGCGGUCUUCACAGUGCUGUCACUGUCUCGGUCUGUUGCUCUCUUCAGAGGCUACCACGCCCCUCUGGACCUGUACCCAGAGUUCCAUCGCAUCGCCAAGGAUCCGACUCUUCACUCAGUCCCUGAAGGCAGACCUGUCAGUGUGUGUGUUGGCAAAGAGUGGUACCGCUUUCCAAGCAGCUUCCUGCUACCGCACAACUGGCAACUGCACUUCAUUCAGUCUGAGUUUAAAGGGCAGCUGCCUCAGCCGUACGCGUCUGGUCCUCUGGCCACACAGAUCAUCCCAGCGAAUAUGAACGACCAGAACCUGGAGGAGCCGACCAGAUAUGUGGAUUUACGGCAGUGCCACUACUUAGUAGAUCUGGACAUAGAUGAAGAGACGCCGCUGGAGCCACGUUAUUCAGCCAACAAAGAGGAGUGGAACGUCAUCGCCUAUAAGCCUUUCCUUCAAGCCUCAAGGUCGUCUCCCCUCUUCAGAGCGUUCUACAUCCCAUUUAUAUCAGAUCAUCACACCACCUACAGGCGCUACGUCAUCUUGAAACCGCGGCGGCAAAAGCAGCCUCGUAAGCGGACCCACGGCUGACCUUUAGACCUCAGCCUGGCCACAAGUACAAAAUCCUGGAAAUCAAUCACUUCCCCUCAAAGCAGCUGGUGUUCGUGUGAAUGAUGUGUGGACGUGUAUGCAUGCAUGUGUCUUGAAAUAUUUGUCUCAUGUCUCAUUUGAAGAUAUCAGACCCUUUAAGGACGUUAUGGCUUGUGGGUGUGUGUGUGUGAUUGACUGAAGAGAAAAUGUUAUGUAUGUGUGCUUGGCAGGGAUCAGCUGGACCUGUAUGUGAAACGUUUUAUCUCAGUUUGUGUGUGUGUGUGUGUGUGUGUGUGUGUGUGUGUGUGUGUGUGUGUGUGCGUGUAAAUGAAUGUCUUAGAGUGGAUGCACACUACAAGAUUUUUAUAUGUAUUAAGCCCAGGACAGGCCGAUACACACAGAUAAGUGUUUUUUGUUUUCAUACUUUGCUGAAAAACGUGGCCUGAAUGGAUGUGUUGUUUUUUUUCUAAAUAAUGAAUCAAAGAAAUCUUGUAGUGUUUGCUCACCUGAACUUGAACAGUAUCUUACUGUGUGCUCUGUUGGAUGUGAGUGGUAGAGAUGAAUGAAAGCGAGGGUGCGUUAGUAAUUUAACUUGGAAUGUUAAUAAAAACUUGAUUGA